This is a messenger RNA of Dermacentor silvarum, 569 nucleotides long. Its product is annotated as transcription factor Adf-1-like. The record is from RefSeq and is a predicted model, not a curated record. The coding region runs from base 1 to 567 and encodes 188 amino acids. Gene Ontology annotation, biological process: regulation of transcription by RNA polymerase II. NCBI's taxonomy places the organism in Eukaryota, Metazoa, Arthropoda, Arachnida, Ixodida, Ixodidae. The transcript is spliced from 3 exons. Gene Ontology annotation, cellular component: nucleus; transcription regulator complex.
AUGGCCGCUGCCUAUGACAGCGGAGCGAUUAGCGCGAGCGGUGCAAACGCGGUGUCUGACCCCAAUAACAUUGUUGAGCGGCUGCUUGAAGCCAUUAAACAACACCCCUGUGUCUAUGACACAAAACGACUAGAUCUCCGCGACCAGCAGCGCAAGGCAAACGCAUGGGAUCAGAUCAUGCAGAGCAGCGGUCUCGCCACAGUGGAAGAAUGCCACAAGCUGUGGAAGCGGUUAAGGGACCGGUUCACCCGCGAGCUCAAAGUCAUCGAGCUCGCGACGAGGAGCGGCAGCGGCUACGUGCCGAGGCAAACGUGGGAGUUCGCCGCUGCCAUGGAAUUUUACAAGCAGUGUGGUCGUCCGAGACAAACAACCAGCAACGUGGCCUCGGCGGGCCUACGAGGAGAAGAAGAUAGUGCCUCCACUCCAGAGGCAUUUUUUCAUACAAUGGUAGAUGGAACGACAACGCCACCACCCGCCAGCUGCAACGACGUUAGCCUGGAAGCCCCAGCAGCAAAUCCUUGGGAACCUGCUUGCCAGGGAGAUCGCACGGUGGGGGAGCCACCCUGAAA